GUCCAGCAGGGGGCGCUGUCUGCGGAGCCGCGUCGCGCUGCAGCAGCGUCCUUAUAAAUACAGCCCGGAAGACAUGAACCACUUCAGUGAAGACACACAAGAGUUCAUGUGUGACAAACUAGCGGUGUGUUGGUUAAACACGUAAAGAGAGAUGCGCUGCCUGUCCAGAUCACAGAAACAGAGCCAGGUUUACAUGGGAUCCCACUGAGGCAGCAAAGGUUUCCACUUUUUAGCCAGCUGAGGAUCACUACAAGUCAACAUGUCUCACCGAGGGCCUUUAACUGCUGUCAUAACAACAGUAUUAGGGGCGACCUUAGGAGGGCUGCUCAUAUGGCGAGUUUACCGAACAAAAAGAAAGAGGCUGCCUUCCAUCCAGAAGGUGGCUGAUCCUGUAGAGGCUCCGUGUCCUGUGGAAAACAACUUUACAGCUGUGGAGAAUCAAUACACCCAAUCGCCUCAUGUUCUGGAGAAGGAGUUUAAGGCUGUGGAGUGUCAGACCACACAGCUGCCCCCUCCCGUACAGAUGCCGUCUUCAGAUCAGCUGCUGGGGGUGAAACCAGUCAUGGUGAGCUCUGAAGAGGAGUGGCUGCAGCUGUGGCCGCUGAUGCAAAAGGAGCUGUCAGUCUUCCCUGUGCUGGGGCUCGACUGUGAAUGGGUAAAGACCAGAGGCGUGUCUGUGAAAGGUCGAACGUCUGCGGUCUCCCUGCUACAGAUGGCCACGUAUUCAGGUCUGUGCGUCCUGGUGAGGCUGCUGACGUUUCGCAGCGGCCAGCAGCCGUUCCCUCUCAGCUUCAUGGAAGUCCUUCGAGACCCCCACAUCCUGAAAGUUGGCGUCGGCUGUUAUGAAGACGGCAAGCGCCUGACGCGUGACUACGGUCUGUCGCUGACGUGUACCGUUGACCUGCGCUACCUUGCCUUAAGACAAAGGCAAGCUACUGUGAAUAAUGGCCUGAGUCUGAAGUCUCUGGCAGAAGAUGUGUUGAAUGUAUCGCUAGAUAAAUCCAUGGAGCUGCGCUGCAGUGACUGGGAGGCUGAUCAACUGACGCUGCAGCAGAUGACUUAUGCUGCCAGAGAUGCCCAAGUGUCCAUCGCUCUUUUCCUCCAUCUCCUCGGCCUCCACGCUGAAGCCGGUCCCGAAUCUUCCAGCGGGAGCUCUUACUCCGAGUUGGCCACCCGCUGCCAGGGCCUGGUGGACGUGCCCUUUAAGGGCCGAGGAGACGGAGAUGACAGGGCCUCUGACGGAGAGAAGAGGCGGAGGACGACGCGGAAAACGCCCUCAUACGAAAGCCCGGAGUCUGGAGAUCAGCAAGUCCCAGACCCUCGAAAGAAUAACAAGAGGAAACCGCUGGGCGUGGGCUAUUCUGCCAGGAAGUCUCCUCUCUAUGAUAACUGCUUCCUCCAUGCUCCCGAUGGCCAGCCUCUGUGUACCUGUGAUAAGAAGAAAGCCAAAUGGUACCUAGAUAAAGGAAUAGGAGUGCUCCAGAGCGAGGAGCCUUUUGUAGUGCAGCUGCUGUUUGAGCCGUCGGGACGUCCCGACUCCCAACAGGACUAUUAUCUGACUGCGAAGGAGAAUCUCUGCGUCGUCUGCGGCAAAGCAGAUUCCUACAUCAGGAAAAACAUUGUGCCACAUGAGUACAGACGGCAUUUUCCCACCGAGAUGAAGGACCACAACUCCCACGACAUCCUGCUGCUCUGCACCAGCUGCCACGCCGCCUCCAACGUGCACGACGGCUUCCUGAAGCAGCAAUUGGCUGAAGAGUUUGCCGCCCCACAGGGCUGCGAGGAGGGAGUCCGCCUGCUGGAGGACUCAGACCGACGGCGGGUACGUUCGGCGGCUCGGGCUUUGCUCACCGCCGGGGAAGGACUGCCGGAGCAGCGGCGAGAAGAGCUGCAGGCUUUGAUCAAGAGUUUCCUCGACGCCGACGAGGAGCAAGAGCUGACGGACGAGGCGCUGCAGCAGGCCGCCGGGUUGGAGACGAGGAUUUUCAACGAGGCGUACGUUCCUCACGGUCUGAAGGUGGUGCGGGCCAGCGCCGAGCAGGGCCUGCGUGGCCUGAUGGACCUGGAGUGCCGCUGGAGGCAGCACUUCCUUACCGCCAUGCAGCCUCGCCACCUCCCUCCCCUCUGGUCCGUGGACCACAACCACAGCAAGUUCCUCCGCAAAUACGGAGAGGACCUGCCCAUUAAACUCAACUGAUCGCACACAGCUACCGCCCAGGACGGGAAACUGAACACUCUCAUCCACCGGUUAACGUACCGGUUGGAUUUGAAACUUCCGCAGCCACUCCGUCAACUUUACACGCCAAAUCGCUUUUUUUUUUUUUUAGUGAGCGGAUGAAUGAAGUAAUCUACCAGAGAUGUUACCAGCAUGUUCCCAUGAUGAGUGUGUGUGUGUGUAAAUACACUCUAAUCUACGUUGGACGACGUUUCACUCUAUUUCAAGUGCUAGUGAGAUGCUGCUAGGUUGCCACCUGGAUGAACUUUAAACUGAGACUCCACCGGUGGAAAGAAGUCCAGCACUGAACCUGAAAAACACUAAUCAUGGGAUUGCAUAUGGACACUUUUUUUUAAUCAUGAAAAUUAUUUAUGAAAAAGUAAAAAAAUAAUUAAAUUUAUGAGCUGAUUUUUAGAAGAAGCUGCAGCCUGCUCUUAAUUCCCCGUCUAAAUUUAACUACUCCCCUCCCACCCUCCCCCCCUGCAGGUUAGCAGCUAUCAGUCUGAGAAUAAACGCUUUGCAGAGAGAGGGUCAUUUUAAUAUGACCUUAACUUAUUUAGUGCUCCGCCCUGCUUUUGUUUCAGUCUAUUGUCUGUUUUAAGUCAAUAGAUGAAAGUCUCCCAGAAGCAUCUUGAAAUACUAAUUUCAUCUUUGCCCUGUUUCCUAUUUAAGAAGAUGGUCUCAAGGUGCCUUUUGGGGGCCUGAAUGUGUUCAUUUUUGCAGCGGGAGACGAAUGCUAAACACAGUACAGUUGGCUGCUUUCAUUUAAACCCCCUGAUGUUUUGUCCUGCUGCUGAUCCUCCUGAAGGUUGGGACCUCUUCCUGGCUCAUGUUUUAAUGUGCCUCUUAAUCCCCAAACCUGACCGGAGGACUCGCCGCAGCGUCAGGGCGUGACCUCGUUUUCAGUUUACAGCCGUUUCACCACGACGUCGUUUUUCCAGAACCCAAACUGCACAGUGAAGAAAAAGGUGCCAACUCUAAUGUGAUUUAGAAACCUUAAAACUAACCCCCCCCCCCCCCUCCCUCUUUGCAAGGCAAAUUUAUUUACAACACAGUCUUGGAUGUAAGCCCUAAAGCUGUUUUGUUUUCCUAAAUUGUGAAUGAUGCAAAAAAAUAAAAGUCAUGUUUGUAUUAAUCAUC
Sebastes umbrosus (honeycomb rockfish) is the source of this 3355-nucleotide messenger RNA. RefSeq names its product exonuclease 3'-5' domain containing 2 (gene exd2). The transcript has 10 exons. The record is from RefSeq and is a predicted model, not a curated record. Lineage: Eukaryota; Metazoa; Chordata; Actinopteri; Perciformes; Sebastidae. Gene Ontology annotation, biological process: nucleobase-containing compound metabolic process. Gene Ontology annotation, cellular component: cytoplasm; nucleus. Bases 260 to 2197 code for a protein of 645 amino acids. Gene Ontology annotation, molecular function: nucleic acid binding; 3'-5' exonuclease activity.